AGAUGGCCCCCAAGAAGACCAAGACCUCCGACUCUAUCAACUCGCGCCUUGCGCUUGUUAUGAAGUCCGGAAAGGUCACCCUCGGCUACAAGUCCACCAUCAAGGCCAUCCGCUCUGGCAAGGCCAAGCUCAUCAUCAUUGCCGGCAACACUCCCCCUCUCCGCAAGAGUGAGCUCGAGUACUACUCUAUGCUCGGCAAGACCGCCGUCCACCACUUCAACGGCAACAACAUUGAGCUCGGUACCGCCGCCGGUAAGCUCUUCCGUUGCUCCACCAUGGCCAUCAUCGAUGCCGGUGACUCCGACAUCCUCACUGCCUCCGUCGCU
Molecule: messenger RNA, 326 nt
Organism: Aureobasidium musti
Lineage: Eukaryota; Fungi; Ascomycota; Dothideomycetes; Dothideales; Saccotheciaceae
Source: the annotation of a GenBank genome assembly